This is a messenger RNA of Lates calcarifer (barramundi perch), 2064 nucleotides long. RefSeq names its product protachykinin. The coding region runs from base 1373 to 1666 and encodes 97 amino acids. The record is from RefSeq and is a predicted model, not a curated record. Gene Ontology annotation, biological process: tachykinin receptor signaling pathway. The transcript is spliced from 5 exons. NCBI's taxonomy places the organism in Eukaryota, Metazoa, Chordata, Actinopteri, Centropomidae.
AAUAAUACCUGAUGGUAAGAAAAAUCAUUUGAUCCUAAAUCAUUCAUUGAUGAAACAGGACACAAACACGACAAAUUAGUAAAACAUAAACCAGAUUUAAGUCACAGAGUCCUUCUACAAGAGCAGAACUACAUGCUGGAGUGUGGAGGAGCUGUCAAAGCUGACAUUUUACUUUACUGGUGCAAAUUUCCAACAAAUUUACAGUUAGUGAAAAUAUUUAGACCAAAAUGAUGUGGAGUAAACCUGAGGCCUCUUAAGGGUCUCUGGGGGUCAGUGACCUUGACUGUCAGUGGUAGUACAGUACAUUUCCCUCUCUGAAGAGACAUGAGGACUUUCUGCUUAAUAAACUUUUUUCUUGGGGAUUAGGGACUUGCAUAAUUGACUUUUACUGGAUGUUACUUCAUGCAUCCAAGUCACUAUUCUGUCCUUUUAACUACAUUUAUUUGAAGCAGGUAGUUGUUAUUUUACAGAGGGCUCACAAAAACAAAAGACUGGGUAAAGUUUAUUUAUUCAACACAAGAAAAGGAAGAACAAAAGCCAAAUAAAACUAGAAAACCAUGCAUUAUACAUUAUACAAUACACAUCAUCAACUAAAUACAACAAGCACAGAAAAUAAAAGCUGUGGUACUGGCUCUUCAUCGUGGUUCUUUGGUUUACUAAUAGAAAUAUGAAUAUGAAUAUUUUUGAAUAAUGAGACAUUCUCACAGAUGAAUUGUUUAAGAUGAAGUCUGGUUUUCUAUGAAAUGUUCUGGCUCCUGUUUGAAUUAAAUCUUCAAAUUGUUUCUGCUGGUUGCUUCAUUAUUUUGUAACAAUAGCGUUUAAAGAUUGUGCCAACCAGCCUGUGAUGGGAACCACUAAUUACCUAAAUUUAGAAAACACUUGUGUACAUUAAACGUAAUUAAACGUAUUCAUUUAUAGCUGGUGAGAUAAUUCAAACAUAAAGUAUGCCAGAGAAAUACAGCACAAAGUGAAAGGUGUGCCAACCAACCAAGGUCUCUCCACUGAAGUGUUUCACAAACUCCAAGUCCUGUAUGAUCUUCCUAUGAUCCCUCCAUUAUAACACAUGCCAAAUUAAGCCCUGUGAUUCACGGAAUAAUUGACGAUCAUCGACCGACAUCAUCCACUCCAGCUGUGCGUAAAAGCGCCAUGUGCGCAAAAUGAGCGUUAAUGGAUCCCCGUGGCGCAAUGGCGCAUCAUCAUCAGAGAAGACGCGCUGUUGUUCUCUCCUCCGGCAUUUAAGACUAAUCCACCAGAGAGGUGUAGACUACCUGCACACAAAUAUCUCGCAUUAGCCGUAACCCAGCCUAAAAGGAUUCAGCUUUUAUACUUUUAUGCGAAGGGAUUUGGGUGAAAUUACGCACGGUUUGCAACGAUGGAGAUAGUUAAAGUUGUUCUGAUACUCGUGUUGCUCCUGACAAAUGUGUUCUGUCAAGAUAUGGAUGAUGACAGCUGGAGAGAAGGCAGCGAGGAGAAUAAAUGGACAAACCCUGAAGUAAUCCAAGAUAUAUUAGUGAGAAUGAUCAGAAAACCAGGACCACGCCAAUACCUCGGACUCAUGGGGAAGAAAGACUCUGCAAAAGUGCAGACAGCUCGUAAACGGCACAAAUUUCAAACCUUUGUGGGUCUGAUGGGUAGAAGGAGCUUUGAUGAACAAGGAGCCCAGUGAGCUGCAGAGAGGACUGAAGAUUACUGAGGAAAACGAUAUUUGUUUUGCUUUUUUCAUUUCAGACUGACAGUUUUUUUUGGUUGUUUGUUUUGUCAGUCUGUCAUCGUUUCAUAAAAAUGUAACAUCUAACAGUGGAGUUUGGCAAUGUUGGCAAACACUUUAAGGCAACCAGCGACAUCUAGUGGGAAAACAAAGCGGUGAAAAACAUUGGAAAUAUUAAAUGAUCACUACAACUAAUUUAACAGUGAUAUUUUCAAUGAUAUAAAAAGUGUCAUGUACUACUUCACAAUAAAAGUCUAGAUCAUUCUCCAUAAUAAAACCAUCUCACCCCUCAAUAUCAUCACAGGUUUAUUAAGUGACUUUGUACAAUACAAAUGAAAAAUAAAAUUAAAAAUACA